Molecule: messenger RNA, 624 nt
Organism: Lates calcarifer (barramundi perch)
Lineage: Eukaryota; Metazoa; Chordata; Actinopteri; Centropomidae
Product: tetraspanin-13-like
Exons: 4
Cellular component (GO): membrane
Source: RefSeq, a predicted model, not a curated record
CUGUUUUCCGGUUUAAUUGUUUUGAACUGACGCAUGCAGCUCCGCUCUUUGCAGGUUAGACCUGCCGCUCGACGACCACGUAUUCCAGCGGGGAAGCGGAAUUAUUUGGCCAGAGAAUAUUGUUUGUCCGGAUUUCAUUUGUUGAGGCGAAAUAUAUUCGACCGCGUGUUUUAAGGAUCUGUUGUAUUUAUUUAUCAAGAUGGGCUGUGCUGGAUUCACCUGCUCCAAACACUCCCUGUGCGCGCUCAACAUCCUCUAUGUUAUGGUGAGCCUGCUGAUGAUCGGCAUCGCAGCAUGGGGGAAGUGGUUCGGUCUGGUCUCCAGUUUCCAGGUUGUAGGAGGUGUGAUCGGUGUGGGGGUGUUCCUCUUCUUUGUGGCCCUUGCCGGCCUCAUCGGAGCCAUGAAGCAUCACCAGGUCCUGCUCUUCUUUUACAUGAUUGUCCUGUUUAUGGUGUUUAUUGUGCAGUUCUCUGUUUCCAGUGCCUGUUUGGCCAUCAACAGAGAGCAGCAGGACCACUUGCUGGAGGUAGGGUGGAACAACUCUCAGAGCACACAGAGGGAUGUGGAGAAGAGCCUCAACUGCUGUGGCUUCAAACAGGUGGACCCCAACGGCCCUGUGAUGCU